UCCCCCAAACCCCCCCGGGCCGCCCCGCAUGGAGGACGCCGACUCGGCGGCCAAGCAGCUGGGCUUAGCGGAGGCGGCGGCAGCGGCGGCCGCAGUGGCGGCGGCAGCGGCCGCGGAAGGACCCGAACAACAACAACAACAACAACAGCGGGGGCCGCCACAGCAGCCGCAGCCCGCGGCCUCGGAGGCGAAGGCGGAGCGGCGGCAGGAAGAGGCGGCGCGGGUGACGGCCGUGACGGUGAUGGCGGCGGACGCCCAGCACCUCGAGAUGGCGGCCGGGGCCCUGCCUAGCGCCGACGAGGCCGCCGCCUUCGCAGAAGUCACCACAGUAACAGUAGCUAACGUCGGUGCCUCCGCAGACAAUGUUUUCACCACAUCUGUGGCAAAUGCAGCUUCAAUUUCAGGACAUGUGCUGUCUGGGAGAACAGCCCUCCAAAUUGGGGACAGCUUGAAUACUGAAAAAGCCACUCUCAUAGUCGUUCACACAGACGGCAGCAUUGUAGAAACCACGGGGCUGAAGGGGCCAUCAGCGCCUCUCACACCAGGACCACAAUCUCCUCCCACCCCUUUAACAUCCGUCCAAGAGAAAACUGGAACCAAGUAUAACUGGGACCCAUCUGUGUAUGACAAUGAGCUCCCAGUGAGGUGCCGGAAUAUCAGUGGCAUUCUGUACAAAAACAGACUUGGCUCAGGAGGCCGUGGCAGGUGCAUUAAGCAAGGGGACAACUGGUACAGCCCCACCGAAUUUGAAGCUAUGGCAGGACGAGCCAGCAGCAAAGACUGGAAGAGGAGCAUCCGCUAUGCUGGGAGACCGUUGCAGUGCCUUAUUCACGAUGGAAUUUUAAAUCCUCACGCUGCCUCUUGUACUUGUGCUGCCUGCUGUGAUGACAUGACUCUGAGUGGCCCUGUACGACUAUUUGUACCAUACAAACGGCGAAAAAAAGACAGUGAAAUUUCUGCAAAUACUGUGAAGAAGGAAUCCUCCAAAAAUAUCACUCUGCUUCCUGCCACAGCUGCUACUACAUUCACCGUGACUCCUUCUGGACAGAUCACUACCUCCGGUGCUCUGACCUUUGACCGCACAUCGACAGUGGAAGCCACAGCAAUUAUCUCAGAAAGUCCAUCCCAGGGUGAUGUUUUCACAGGAGCCACUGUUCAAGAUACCAAUGUUCAGCAGCCUUGCCGGGUCAAUCACCCAGAACCUCACUAUCCAAGUUACCAGGACAACUGUCAGAUUUCACCUUUUCCUGAAGCUGCACUGCCAACAUCUCAUCCCAAAAUUGUGUUGACCCCAAUCCCUGCUCUCUCGGUGCCCCCCUCAACCCCCACCAAAGCCAUCUCGCCAUCAGUGGUGAAUGGGCUGGAAGUGACCGAGCAACGAAGCUGGCUGUACUUGGAGGAGAUGGUCAAUUCCCUGCUCAACACCGCCCAGCAACUGAAGUCUCUCAUCGAACAGGCCAAGCAGGCCAGCUCCUCCUUCCGCGAGGCUGCUGUCACGCAAGCGAAAAUUCAAGCUGAUGUGGAGAGGAAAGAGCAAUAUCAGAACCAGUUAUUUCAGCAAACAGAAGAUGUGGACGGGAAAACAGAAAUCAUCAUCAAGCAGUCCUGUGUCAACUGUGGUCGUGAGGCAAUGAACGAGUGCACAGGAUGCCAUAAAGUCAACUACUGCUCCACUUUCUGUCAGCGGAAGGACUGGAAGGAGCACCAGCACAUCUGCGGUGAGUCAACCACAGUGACGGUGCAAGCCGACGAGGUGCAUGUCACAGACAACGUAAUAGAGAAAGUCUCCGUCUGAACAAACCUACCUCAUUAACCUUCCAUGAACAAUGUGGUGCAGCCGGCUGGAUCGGCAACCUUAUGUGAAUUGUCUGUCCUUUACACACAAACUCAUUUUUGAAAGACUUUUUAAUACUGUGAUAGCAUUUGCCUACUCCCGAUCCUAUUCCAAAACUUUGAGUAAUGCGGGAACUGAGAAAACCUGAUCUGGAAAAAGCAAACUGCAGCCUACCAGCUGGGAGCCACCUUCAGCUCGAGGAAGCUUCGACUUUGCCAGACUGAAACCUCCACUGUGUGGAUUACAACAAUCUCGUCAUCUCUCUUGAGAUGGAUUUAAAACAAUUGCUGCAAUGAGAUUUGCCAGUAUUUUGUUUCCCCCGUGCCUCCCUACCUCUUGUUUGAAAAAAAGGAAUGAUCCUUCAUUUGGUUUAUUUAAUUGCCUUGAAAAAGUACAAACUCUUAAUUUGCCUUUGGAAGGACUUUUUUUUUUCCCCGUGUUCCCUCUGUGCUGGGCAAAUUUGGAACACAUUGGAGCUUCUGCACUUGAAUACGAGUGAAAAAUAACAUGUUGUUAAAUAAAAUGCAAUGAAAGCAU
Molecule: messenger RNA, 2371 nt
Organism: Oxyura jamaicensis (ruddy duck)
Lineage: Eukaryota; Metazoa; Chordata; Aves; Anseriformes; Anatidae
Gene: DEAF1
Product: DEAF1 transcription factor
Exons: 13
Coding region: 29-1795 (588 amino acids)
Biological process (GO): regulation of transcription by RNA polymerase II
Cellular component (GO): nucleus
Molecular function (GO): DNA binding; DNA-binding transcription factor activity, RNA polymerase II-specific
Source: RefSeq, a predicted model, not a curated record